Molecule: messenger RNA, 1416 nt
Organism: Nymphaea colorata (pocket water lily)
Lineage: Eukaryota; Viridiplantae; Streptophyta; Magnoliopsida; Nymphaeales; Nymphaeaceae
Product: homeobox-leucine zipper protein ROC7-like
Exons: 7
Coding region: 1-1416 (471 amino acids)
Molecular function (GO): lipid binding
Source: RefSeq, a predicted model, not a curated record
AUGGGGAAGGAGAAGGGCCGCAAGGGAAGCAUGCUGAAGCUGGCAAAGGCAGCACAGAAGGACCUGUUGGCUAUGGCCAGGGAGAGAAGUUUCUGGGCUCCAGCCUGCCAUGGAUGGAUGCAGGUGCUCUCGAGAGAGGCGCUCACCAUGGCUGGCAGCAAUGCAUGUCCCCUGGGGUUGGCUCCAGCCAGGCCAGGAAUGAGAGUUGAGGCCUCCUUGGCCCACUUGACAGUCCACAUGAGCCCUUAUGCGCUCGUUGAAAUCCUGAUGAAUACUAGUCUGUGGGAGAAGGCCUUCUCGACCAUGGUCGUCAAGGCACAGGAGAGCACCCUCCAACAAGGCGCAGCCGAUGACAAUUACGAUGGCGCACUCAAAUGGAUUACUGCUGAAUUUCUGACGCCGGCGCCAAUGGCGCCAAGACGGCACUUCAGCUUCGUGAGAUUCUGCAUGAAACUGAUCACCGCCAAGAGUGAACACCACACCUGGGUGGUGGUGGAUGUCUCGAAAAGAAGCAGCUCCCUCCUUCACCUUUCCCAUAGGAGACGGCCAUCCGGAUGGAUCAUAGCGGUCGACCACAAUGGCUACACCGUGGUGACGUUGGUGGAGAACGUCGAGGUUGAGGACAUCAACGGCGGGGCUACUGAAGGUGGGUCGUCGGCGUAUCAGAGCACGGUAGAAAGUUGUGUAGCUUUCGGUGCCAGGCGAUGGGCCUCCGCUCUCGAGCGGUACGAUGGGCGUCGCCAUAGCUUCUUCCUCGCCGAGCUCCCUUGUGGAGUUGUGCAAGAUUUUGAGAUGCUGGGAAGAAUGUCAAAGCUAGGGGAAGAUAUGGUGACUGCACUCUACAGGAACCUGAACAACUCGCCGACUCAGGGGACGCGGUCGGCUGCAGAUCAUCAUCGUGGGUCCGAGCACAUGGUGCUGGUAGUGCACGGUCCAAAAGAUAAGCCCGUGUCCACCGCUGUGGUGACCCUCCCCUACCGGCCCAUCGACGUCUUCAGGUUCAUCAUCACCAAAUACAUGAAGAUUAGAACGGGAGGGGAGGUGGAGGUAUUGGCUCAUUUCCCUAUAUGUGUGGAGGGCAGAUCCUGUCUUUCCCAAGGACCAACUAAUCUGUUCCAUUUCAUGGAUCUUCUGAGAACCACAAAGGAAGGAAGCAUUGAAACCAUAGUUCAAGAAGCCUUCUUCAAUUCAUUUGAAUCCUUUGUGGUGUACAAUCGAGUUGCUGAGAACUUUGGUAGCAUGGGAGAUGCCCCUGUUUCUCCUUUUGGCUUCAUCAUCUUUCCUUGCGACAUGAACAUGAACAGAUCGAUUUUGACCUUUAGUACACCAAUCGUUCGACCGGUGGACAGCAGCCCGGAAAAGCAGCUAAAUGAGGAGUUGGCAAGAAUUGUGAGUGGCAUCAAGACGGGACUUUGA